Molecule: messenger RNA, 1765 nt
Organism: Lepidothrix coronata (blue-crowned manakin)
Lineage: Eukaryota; Metazoa; Chordata; Aves; Passeriformes; Pipridae
Gene: FASTKD4
Product: transforming growth factor beta regulator 4
Exons: 7
Biological process (GO): regulation of mitochondrial mRNA stability; mitochondrial RNA processing
Cellular component (GO): ribonucleoprotein granule; mitochondrial matrix
Molecular function (GO): RNA binding
Source: RefSeq, a predicted model, not a curated record
CCCACGGCCGCCCCCCGCCCCCUGCGCACCGGCCCCCCCCGGUGGGCCGAGACCCCCCAGGCGCAGCCGCGGGAGGAGGGGCCGGAGCAGCAGCUCCGGGAGCUGAUCCAGGGAGCCACCGACCCCCAGGAGCUGCUGCAGCUGUGCGGGGGGCACAGACUGAGCAGCAACCUGGCGGGCAUGGCCAUCGCCCGCCUCGCCCGCCUCGCCCACGGGCACCCUGAGGCACCGGCCAUCCACGGGGACCCCCGGCUGCUGCGGCUGCUGGACACCCUGGACGGGCAGAUCUCUCAGGUGUGGAACGCGACGCUGGUGCAGGUGCUGCGGGCACUGCCCGCGCUGGGGCUGCCCCGUGCCGGGCGCCAGGUCCGCUCGGUGGAGCAGGAGGUGCUGUGGCGGCUGCGGCGGCUCCCCCUGCGCCAGCUGGUGCAGCUGGCAGAGCACCUGGCGGGGCACAGGGACAGCCCCCUCCUGCCCGAGGUGCUGCGCAAGCUGGAGCUGCGCUGGACGGAGCUGGAGGGCACGCGGACCGUGGUGACGCUCAUGGCCAAGGUGGGACACCUGGCACCCGCCCUCAUGGAGCGCCUGGAGGACAAGGCCCUGGAGCUGGCGGAGCAGCUGGACGUGGACGAGAUCCGGCGCAUGGCCGUGGCCCUGGCGCUGCAGCAGCGCCGCUGCGUGCCCCUGCUGCGGGCACUGUCCUACCACCUGCUGCAGAAACCCCCCGAGCUGGGGCUGCCCGUGCUCACAGACCUGCUCUUCGCCUACAGUAAGCUGAACUUCCAGCAGCCCCAGGUGCUGCACAGGCUGUCCCUGGAGCUGCAGCCCCACCUGGGGGCUCUCACACCUGCCCAGGUGUCGCGCUGUGCCCGCUCCUUCGCUGCCCUGCGCUGGCUCAGCCGCCCCCUCGCCGAGGGCAUCGCACAGCCCAGUCAAAUUCGGUCCCUGUCCCCCCGUGUCGGGGACCGGCCACCGGCUGCCACAGCAACCUCCGUGCUCCGAGUGCCCCCCGUCCCCUCCCGUGGGACAGGGGGACGGAUCCCCCACGGACACAUCCCGGCCCAGGGUCAGGGAGAGCCCCCUGACCCCCCGAGGGUGGCUCCGAGUGCCCAUGUCCCCCGUGUCCCCUCUGUCCCCACAGAUGCCGAGGUGGUGCUGGACGGUGACAACAAACCCCUGCCCGUGGGGGACUUCACUGCCCCCCACCUGCCCCACUCCCAGGGGGCAAAGCCACUGCCCCCAGGGGCCAAGAGGCUGGCGUUCCUGCGCUGGGAAUUCCCGCAGUUCAGCUCGCGGGGCCGGGAGCUGCUGGGCCGGGGGGCCCUGGCGCGGCGGCACCUGCGCAGGGCCGGCUUCCUGCUGGUGGAGGUGCCCCACUACGAGUUCCUGGAGCUGAAGCUGGAGCGGCAGCGCGUGUCCUACCUGAGGGACAAGGUGGCCAAGGCCGUGGCCAGCGACAUGGCCACCGACACGGCCCCCGACACGGCCGCCUAGCCCUGCCCGUGGCCACCUCACCCGGCCAGAGGGCCGUGUCACUGUGCCAGGGUGACCAGGUCACCACGCCGAGGUCACCGGGUCACCACGCCGAGGUGGCCGAGUCGCCGUGCCCAGGUGGCCACGUCACCACUCUGAGGUGGCCACAUCACUGGGUCACUGUGCCCAGGUGGGGCCAGGUGGCCACAGCGAGGUCACCGUGUCCCCAAGUGGCUCCAGCAUCGCUGCUCUGUGUCACAAACGGCUCAAAUAAACCCCAAAUGUACAGGGA